This is a messenger RNA of Emiliania huxleyi CCMP1516, 1543 nucleotides long. RefSeq names its product fumarate hydratase (gene FH). NCBI's taxonomy places the organism in Eukaryota, Haptophyta, Isochrysidales, Noelaerhabdaceae. Gene Ontology annotation, cellular component: tricarboxylic acid cycle heteromeric enzyme complex; mitochondrion. Bases 1 to 1332 code for a protein of 443 amino acids. Gene Ontology annotation, molecular function: fumarate hydratase activity. The transcript is spliced from 8 exons. The record is from RefSeq and is a predicted model, not a curated record. Gene Ontology annotation, biological process: malate metabolic process; fumarate metabolic process; tricarboxylic acid cycle.
AUGCGAGACCAGGGCUGCGCCACUCGGAGCGAGUCGGACGCCUUCGGGCCGAUCGAGGUGGCCGACUCGGCGCUGUGGGGCGCGCAGACGCAGCGCAGCAUCCAGAACUUUCCGAUCGGCGGCGCGGCCGCGCGGAUGCCGCUGCCGGUGGUGCGGGCGUUUGGCGUGGUGAAGAAGUGCGCCGCGCAGUACAACGUCGACGCGGGCCGCCUCGAGCCGCGGCUGGGCCAGGCCAUCGUGCAGGCGGCCGACGAGCUCAUCGCGGGAGCGCUCGACGAGCACUUUCCGCUCGUCACCAACAUGAACGUGAACGAGGUGCUGUCCAACCGCGCCAUCCAGCUGCUCGGCGGCGUGGUCGGCUCCAAGUCGCCCGUCCACCCGAACGACCACUCCUCCAACGACUCCUUCCCGGCCGCCAUGUCGAUCGCCGCGGCGACGGAGCUCGAGCGCUCGCUCCUGCCGUCCCUCGAGGCGCUGCGUGCUGCGCUCACCGCCAAGGCGGCCGAGUUCGCGUCGAUCGUCAAGAUCGGGCGCACGCACACGCAGGACGCGACGCCGCUCACGCUCGGCCAGGAGUUCGGCGGCUACGCGCAGCAGAUCGCCUACGGCGCCAGCCGCGUGCGGGCGGCGCUGCCGCGGCUGCAGGAGCUGGCGCUCGGAGGGACGGCGGUGGGGACGGGGCUCAACACGGUGGAGGGGUACGGCGAGGAGAUCGCCGCGCGGAUCGCGAGCGAGACCGGCCUCCCGUUCGCGCCGAACAAGUUUGAGGCGCUCGCUGCGCACGACGCGAUGGUGGAGGCGUCGGGCGCGCUCAACGUGCUCGCGUGCUCGCUCAACAAGAUCGCGAACGACGAGAGCUCUCUCUGCCUGCAAACGAGCCGGGCUCGCUCGUCCAUCAUGCCGGGCAAGGUGAACCCGACGCAGUGCGAGGCGCUCACGAUGGUGAUGGGCAACCACGUCGCCAUCACCGUGGGAGGCGCACAGGGCCACUUCGAGCUCAACGUCUUCAAGCCGCUCAUGAUCUCCAACCUGCUCUCCUCGACGCGCUUGCUCGCCGACUCGUGCCGCUGCUUCACCAAGUCGUGCGUCGCCGGCAUCGAGCCGAACCGCGCCCGGAUCCGGCAGCUGAUGGAGUCGUCUCUCAUGCUCGUCACGGCGCUCAACCCGCACAUCGGGUACGACAAGGCCUCGCAGGUCGCAAAGAAGGCGCACGCGGAGGGCACCACCCUCAUCGAGGCGGGAGGGCCCGCGGGGCUCGGCUUCUUCACGCCGGAGCAGUUUGCGCAGUGGGUCGUCCCAGAGCAGAUGGUUGGGCCGGCGCCGAAAAAGUAAGGAGCCUCGCCGCGGGGCCGCCUCGCCGCCGCGCGCUGGGGGAGGCGGCGAGGGGGCGCCAGUUACGAUGGGGCGUGGCGCGCUCGCGCCUGGCCAGCGCGGUAGGGUCGAGCUAGCAUUGUAGGAGAUAGCUCAGUGUCAGUCGCUGACUACACCACAGGGGUCAGAGGCAUCCGGUUCGUUGUGGCAUCCUCUCUCGCGGAGCAUUUUU